Messenger RNA from Fopius arisanus, 3589 nucleotides. RefSeq names its product short spindle 5. The coding region runs from base 75 to 2927 and encodes 950 amino acids. NCBI's taxonomy places the organism in Eukaryota, Metazoa, Arthropoda, Insecta, Hymenoptera, Braconidae. The record is from RefSeq and is a predicted model, not a curated record. The transcript has 8 exons.
UCAAUAUAAAUACAAGGCUGAUAAACAAUUGAAAAUCGAUGGAAAUGUCGGUUUGUUAAAUUUUGGUGUUGACGAUGAAAAAUUUAAAAGUUCCACGAUGGUACCAGGAUCUUUCAAUUCCUCAGAUGGAGAUAAUUUUUGCCCUAGCAAAAUUGGUGAGACGUGACCAUGAAGAAAAUAUUACAGAUAGAACUGAAAAAGCCCUGAGGGAUAUCGGAAUAACAUCGACAUUUGUGAAAGUCACACAAAAAGACAUCCGAAAUCUUUGGACAGAUAUUGAUUUAGAUUCUGUUAAAAUUCUUUGUGAAAUCUAUCGAUCUAUCACAGGCAGUCUCUUUGAGGAACAAACAUACAAGAAAUUUUAUGACUGCAGUGAGAGAAUCGUGUUGUCGGCAAUUGCAUUCUUGACGCUUCCAGAAACGAUAAUCGAACUUGAUCGUCGUUUGCCCAUGGGAAAAAUUCAUAUAAUUCCACCGAAAGCGCAUCCUACAAAGGCUGUUUAUCAAAAAGGCAACAAGGUGUCUCCGUACUUGGAAUAUCCAAUGACCGUUACAGAUUGGCGAAUAUAUCGCAAUGAGGAAAAGAAAUGGCAGCAGUUACGCAGAGGCAGAGCAAGUCCUCGGGUUAUUUUACCUGUUCAUUGUUUAACAGAAGCUGAAAAUCUUGGACUCCAAAUCAUAAAUGAUUUUUCGUCAAUUGAAAGGUCCCAAACUUCCCAAGACAGUGAUUUACUAGAAAGCAGAGUACCAAGUAUGAAUAUCACAAGCAAAACAAGGAUUUCUUCAUUUUUAAGUAUCUUAAAAAUAUCAACAAAUAAUUCGAAGGAAAUGCAAAUUUCACCAAGUGAUGGAAGUACAACGCUGAAAAGUAUGAAACCUGGAAUGCUGCAGUGUAAUAAAAGUCGACCACUGCUAAAUAAUAAAAAUGAAACUAUACAGAGUGAGACGAUCACUGGAAACGCAACAAUGAAUGAAUUGAAAGGAGACAAUAUUGUCAACAAUGUGGAAACAUAUCAAGAUAAAGGCAACUUGUUCUUCCCCGAACAUAAAAAAACUUUUCCUUCAGGAAGACAUAAUUUAUCCCAGAAAUGGCAGGAUUUUCUCAUGGAUGCGGAUGAGAACUUCUUAACUCUCGAGAGGGAAGCAAAUAUCAUUUUGAAGAAUGUUCACGAUACCACCGAGAAAAUAUUCGGUACUGACGUUUGCGAUGGUUGCUAUGACGGCAGGAAGAUUAAAGAGAUGGGCACGAACGCUACGGAAUCUAAAAAUGAUACUUUGAUUAUUGAUAAUGUGAUAGCUGAUGAUACAGAACGGUACAUUGUGGGUUCCAUAGGCGUCAGCUCUCAUGCAGACAACCUGCCGGACUAUUCUAAAAGUGAACCACUAGUAAUUCCCUCUGAGGAUCGAGUCUUUAAGACGGCAGUAAUUGACACAAUUGCACUUGAUGAAAAGCAUCAAGUACUCUGUAUCACUUCAGGAAUCUCAAAACAAAUCAAUCACGUUCCUAGGAGAAUUCUUCCAAAACCACCAUUACCCAAAAAGAAUGUGCUUCCAUGCAACUGCAAAUUCUCAAACCCAGAUAAAAAUUCCAACAAUGUAAAUGCAUCGUCACACACUCACAAAGACCCUAAAUACAUCUUGGAAAACAGCCGACUAGAAGAAUUUAAUGGGCACGAAAAAUCGUAUGAGCUCUCUAUAAGUGAAAAAAAAAGAAAAGAGAAAGAAAAGACAAAUAAGACCGAUCGAUCGUUUCGUGCGACUGAAUCGGAUAAGACUACUGAAGAAUAUCCUCCUGCAGUGGACGAUAGUAUAGAGGAGAUUAAAAAAUGUAAAAAGUGUAGUGAUUCUCCGGAUACGUGCCAGCAAAAUCCACUUAAGGAAAUAUUCGAUCGGCUUAUGAAAGAAAAGGCGAUUGAGCACGGAAAGGAUAAGCCUCCCAUAAAAUCAGAACCAAAGAAGUAUAGAGAAUGUCUGAAAAUCUCAGUAGAAGGUGUGGCUUCGAGUAAUCAAUGUGUGGUGACUGGAAUCUCAGUGCGAACUCCAAUCACGAUCACUCCAGUAUCUAGUGAAUCACAAGUUGAUAUACACGCUUAUGAGAAACAUCAUCAUUGGUCAGUGACUGAAUUCGUACCUCAUGCCGCCACAGAUGUACAAAAGGUGGUAGAACAUGCUUCCAAUGAAAUGAACAAACAAGAUGUAACCGAUAAGGAACAAGUUGAAACAAAAAUUGAAGAAUUGUUGAAUGAACCAAAAUAUAUUGAUAUUGUUGAUGGGUCGAAAAUAUCAACAAAAGGCCAAAAAGAUGAUGGGGCUAUUAAACGAAAAGAAUCCAAAAAGCUGGAGGUAGAUUCGAAAAAAAUCAGUGCUGCGGCCAGAGAUAAAUUAAUUGGUUCCUGUCAUAAGAAACGCAAAGUUGAGAGAACAGAAAAACAAGUAGAAGAAACAAAGAAUUUGCAGAAAUUGAUGAAGGAAGCUUUAGAAGAAAUGGCUGAAGAAGGAUAUCUAUUUGCGAAGCUACCACAAUGCGAUAAAAUUCCGCCUCUCCAGACAUGGAUUCUGUACCGCAAAGGAGUCAUAAUGGAGAAAAAAAUCGAAAAAAAUCUUGCAAAAACUCUGAAAGUUUGGGAAGCUUGUGGAACCAGUAUCCCCAAGAAAAUCAAAGCUCCAAUGAUGGAUAUCUCAGAAAAGCAAAAGUCAUCUCUUACGUGGGAUCAAUUUCACAAAAUAAGAUUGAAGAUCACCUCCAAGAAAAAAACAUUUCACAGCAGCGUGCGCAAAUCUCGAGUACUUCAAUCAAGAGCGAUGUGGGCUUGUAUGGAUUAUGAACAAAAUCCAAAUGCACGCUUCAAAAAAUCAUACUUUCUAUACCAAGCCAGUAAGGAAAACGAUGGAUAUCUUCUCAAACCCUAUGGCUUCCAGGGCUGCUAAAAUUGACUUUGGCACAUUCAAUACAGCGAACCGGAGACAACGCCAUGGACUUUCACGUUAUUCAAUGAAUAUUUUUAUAAAAGCGAAUUUGAACAAAUUUUUAUUAAACAUUUGAAGAAUCAAAAAAUUCUAUAGUCAAUAGGAAAGAGUAUUUUUCCGAGCUGUGGGGAUGAUGUUUUUGACUCGUUUGGAGUUGACCUUCGGGCUGAAGGCAAGAACUAGUCAACCAGAGGAGUAAAAAAAAACCCAGCAACCCGGCCAAUAUUUGUCCGUAGUAAUUUUCUAGUUUUCGCAUAUGGGAAUUACGUAGUACCAAUGGCCAGACGAGAAAUCGUGAAGAACAGUACCGAAUAAUCUGUUAAUAUAUCAAUGAAUUUAUAUGCAAAGAAAUAAAAAUAAUAUCUGAAUGAACUAGACCCCAAAAUUGAUGUAAAACAGAAAUGUGGUGAGUUUCUCACGGAAAAUCGGAACGGUUUGUUGUUGCUUGUCACAUUUUAUAUGAAAAAUAUUUCUUCCUUCGUUUGCUUCGACCCAACUACUGUAUUAAAUUUUACAAAGUAAGGAAUUCACCAAAUUCAUUACUGCGAUUCAUUCAAGAUUUUCCCGCCGUAUUUCUUACAGUUUCCUUUUUGAAAAACAACGAAUAGCAAAUCGUCUACAAA